AUGUCGUCCUCGCAGGGCUACACCGUCGAGCCGCCCGCCUACACCGGCGCUGCACCCAAGAAGAAGGGCUCGCCCGCCUACGGCGCCACCACCGACGCCGCCGCCGCCCACCGACAGCAGCAGGAGCCUCUGCUCGCCGGCGAGGGCGCUGCAGCGCGCGACGCCUGGGCCGACGAGGGCGACGACGGCCUCGAGGGUGACUUCAAGAUUGGUGUCACCGUCUCGCAGUCGAGCCAAGACGUCCGCAACGCGUUCGUGCGCAAGGUCUACGGCGUCCUGUUCUGCCAGAUUCUUCUCACGACGGCCGUCGGGUGGGUCAUGUCGGCCAACGACGGCAUCGUCACCUGGACGCGCGAGCACCCGGGCCUCAUGCUCCUCCCAACGUUCGGCGCAAUCGGCGCCAUGCUCGGAGUCUACUGGAAGCGGCACUCGAGCCCGGCCAACGUGAUCCUCCUCGGCGUCUUCACCCUCCUCGAGGCCGUCACGCUCGGCAGCGUCGUGUCGUACUUCAACUCGGACGUCGUCCUCGAGGCGCUCGUCAUUACGACGUUCGUCUUCCUCGGCCUCACGCUCUUCACGCUCCAGUCCAAGUAUGACUUCGACUCGAUGGGCACCUACUUGUACGGCGCCCUCGUGGUCUUCUUCGUCACGUCGCUCGUCGGUGUCUUCCUCCCCUGGUCGCGCGGGUUCGACAUCGCCAUGGCCGGCUUCGGCGUCCUCCUGUUCAGCGGCUACAUCAUCUUCGACACGCACCUCCUGUUCAACCGCCUGCACGUCGACGACUGGGUCGUCGCCUGCGUGAGCCUGUACCUCGACAUCGUCAACCUCUUCCUCCAGAUCCUCCGUCUCCUCUCGGACGUGCAGGAGCGCUAA
Messenger RNA from Rhodotorula graminis WP1, 873 nucleotides. RefSeq lists its product as uncharacterized. The transcript has 5 exons. Gene Ontology annotation, cellular component: membrane. NCBI's taxonomy places the organism in Eukaryota, Fungi, Basidiomycota, Microbotryomycetes, Sporidiobolales, Sporidiobolaceae. The record is from RefSeq and is a predicted model, not a curated record. The coding region runs from base 1 to 873 and encodes 290 amino acids.